AUGAAUUCCGAGACUCUCGUUGAGCGCGGCUCAGAAGAGAUCUUAAACACGAACCAGCCGUCGAACAAUAUCAACAACGCGUGGCGACAGUCAUUUGCCGGCGGCAAGGCUGUUAACCCCAAGUUCUUUGAAUCACGAUACUUUCCAUCAAACGAACCUACAAUCCAUCGUCAACCUCAAGGUGGUCCAAGAGAAAGACAUCCUUGCUCCCCACAGGAAAACGGCCAUAAUUAUUCGCAAAACCCUUUCCAGGCUGUCUCCAGAUCCCCCAAGGGUCCUAUCGUGCAGAGCCCCUUACCAGAAAACUACCCGGGUGCCUCGCAGAGCCCUCUUCAGGCCGUUACUGCAUCUUCUAUUGUGCAGAGAAAAUCCUCGCUGGAAAAUGGCCUGAUGGCCUCUCCGGAUUAUGCCGAUCCAAGAAGGGUACCUGGUACAGACAAGAAUAUCUACCCUCGUGCACCAAUCAGAUCGGAAUUUCAAGAGCGAUAUCCACAACUUGUCGAUUUUUUUAAGCAGGCUGUGGAUACUCACAAAGUUCUAAAGUAUCACACUUCAAAGAUCAACUAUGAGCUACGUUUAUGUGGAAGCACUCCAGCAAACGCAGUUGCCUCGGUCAUCAUAUUUUGCGCUGAAGCUCUUUUCAAAUGCCUAAGAUCAUUAUUAGGCAGCAGGCACAUCCAGCGGCAAUAUCAGCUGGUGAAUUCUUCCUUUCAGGACAGAUUUCAAUUGGCACCUAGCAAGCCUCAUCCACAAGUAUCUGCUCCUAUUGUAGUACCUUUCAAUGUCGUCUACUGGAGGGAAGCAAACACACCUACCCAACGAAAGUCCGCAAUGGAGCAAGUGGUUACCAGGAACCGGCUACUUAUUAGUAUGGACUCUAAGCUAUAUGGUUUGACUGUGGAUCAUUUGUUCAAGGAUCAGCAGGGCGAAGAACAAUCAACGAUUGCAAACGAAGCAGAGGUUCUGUAUGAUGAGGACGACUCCGAAGAUAGUGAACCAGAGUGGUCAUGGAUUGAUGAUGUGAAAUACGAAGACUUUGAAAAUGUCGAAUUUGUUUCAGACGCUGAAUCAGUGUCAUCCGGAGGAUCACAUGCCAAAACAACCAUUGAUCACGGGCCGACUGAACAGUAUGGUGAAUCUAUAAGUGGCCACAAGGUGGAUAUACUGUCUGUAAUAGAUACGACAACGACGAAUCUCGACUGGGCCUUGAUUGAAUUUGAUAAUGGAUACUAUGAGCGACCUAACGCAUUUUAUUCGAAAGAUGACCCCGCAAAUCCCAAGUUCUUUCGGACUCUUUCGGCAAUUCCCAAAACUAGCGACGUCAACGUGUUCAUGAUCUCUGGAGUGAGCGGAACAAGAAGGGGCGUCAUGCUUAACAACACAUCUUACAUUGGAGGCAAACCAAAUGAAGAUCUCUGUCAGGCGUGGAACGUAAUUUUGUCUGACUCUGACUGUGUCAUUGAUGGUGACUGUGGAUCUUUGAUCGUAGACCAGAAUUCUCUAGAGGUUUAUGGUCACGUAGUUGCAUCGAAUCCGUUUGGCGAAGCUUAUGUAGUCCCUCUACAGGAUACAUUCCAACAAAUCAGCAAUAGUCUUGAAGCGAAGGAUCUAUCUUUGCCCAAUCCAAGGGUACUUAUGGAGAGACUUGUCGCUCAUUACUCCAAGGAAGGCGACAGUGGCGUAGCAGACAAGGCUAAACAAAUUCUUGCUUCAAUGGAAGAGCCAGAAGUAGAAAGACCAUGUCUAAUGUGCGAUCAGUCAGAUCAAAAAGAUGUUCUCUUAUCAUGCAAUGGAUGCAAUGCUUCUUAUCAUACACAUUGUAUCGAUCUAGACAAUAUUCUUGGUUGCUACUGGUAUUGUAUGGAAUGUGUGGAAAGUGGUGCUUUUGGUCAAUAUGAUAAAUCGCAAGGACCGGUGAGAGGUUCCAAAUCUCCAUCAGACUCUUUGGGUGAACAAGAUCAGCGCUUGCAUUCGAGUUCUAAUAGCACUAUCCAAAGUGGAACAAGCAGCGAACUCCCAAAUCCUUCAUUGAGCGCAAAUGAUCAAACUACUUUUCUGCCUCAAUCUAACAUUGUUCUUCCAUGCGAAUUCAUAUGGAAUGAUUGUGGAGUAACAUUCAAUUCAGAAGAUUUCGAAAAUUGGUUUGCACACAGUCUAACGCAUUUCAAAAACCUUCCUCCUCCAUCGAAAUGCUUUUGUCUUUUCUGUGAUAAAGAAUUCGAAGAUAUCGAUAAUUCAUACAAGAAUUGGCGCAAUAGAAUGAUACACAGUCGUGAUCAUUUCCUUGAUGGAAAAACAAAUAUUCAACCAGAUUUUUUGGUAAUAGAAUAUAUGUGGAAGAAUAAUCUAAUAGAUGAAGCUGAUUAUACUUUGACUAAACAAUAUAUUGAAUAUCCAUCAAUAUCGAAUCUUAUACUAAAAGGAUUUGAGACGCCUGAGUCAAAAUCUCCUAUCGAAAAUCAUCCUGAUGAAGGUGCAUUGACUGAUCUUGGUCCAUCUGUCAGCAACCAACAAGAAAUCCCGCAUAUUCCUUACCAGCCUCAUAAUCUCCCGCAGGUGAAACCAGCGGAACAGAAUCCCCCUUGCAGUACUCUCUUUGUGGGAAACCUCCCGAGGGAUACAUCCGAGGAAGAACUUAUGGCAAUGUUUUCUAAGCAGAAAGGCUUCGGACGCUUAUACUUUACAUCUGGACCGAAUCCUUUAAUGUGUUUCGUCGAAUUUGAGGAUGUUUCCUUUGCCACCAAAUGUAUCCAAGACUUUAAUGGGAUGUCUCUUCAAAACAGCACUAAAGGCAACAUUCGGUUGAGGUUUUCCAGAAUUCCGGUUCAUGUGCGUUCCGGUCCAUUCCUGGAGGCCGAGGAAGUCAUUCCGUUCCUUCCAAGUCAUCAUCAUGAUCAUCGAGAGUCAAGUGGGACUUCAUGGAGUGCUUGGGAAUGGGAUAAUGAUAGGAAGCAAUGGCAAUCUCAUCGCACAGAUUCCAUGGGGAAAACCGAAUGGAAAUUUGAGGGCGACCAGCCAACUUCGACCUCAUCUGUCACUGCAAAUAUGUCAGACUAUGAUCCUAUUAUAUCACCAUCAGCACCAAAUUAUGAAGAGAGCAGGUACAAUGUUGCCUCCAGCAGUCUCAAGCAAUCUGAAGGAUACAGUGGUACAGAGCAGCCUGUAUCAACAAAAGAUCCGCCAACACAAUAUCCGCCAACACAAUACCCUCCAUCGCAAGACCGUCGAUCAAAAUACCUACCAGAUAGCACAGUGAAUACUACAGUGCACUCUAGCGUCAAAUCAAGAAAAUUCUAG
Botrytis sinoallii is the source of this 3297-nucleotide messenger RNA. RefSeq lists its product as uncharacterized. The transcript is spliced from 5 exons. Lineage: Eukaryota; Fungi; Ascomycota; Leotiomycetes; Helotiales; Sclerotiniaceae. The record is from RefSeq and is a predicted model, not a curated record. The coding region runs from base 1 to 3297 and encodes 1098 amino acids. Gene Ontology annotation, molecular function: mRNA binding.